This is a messenger RNA of Acyrthosiphon pisum (pea aphid), 2254 nucleotides long. Its product is annotated as IDLSRF-like peptide. The record is from RefSeq and is a predicted model, not a curated record. Gene Ontology annotation, molecular function: protein binding. Bases 87 to 692 code for a protein of 201 amino acids. NCBI's taxonomy places the organism in Eukaryota, Metazoa, Arthropoda, Insecta, Hemiptera, Aphididae. The transcript is spliced from 4 exons.
CGUCACGGGAAACUCGCGACCGACACGACGCUCACACGCAAGCAUACACACUCAGUGUCACACCGUCCGAGCCGACAGACGAUAUCAUGGCGAGGCAGCAGCAGCUCAUCCUGACCGCCGCGAUGAUCUUGUGCUGCUGUGGUGGCGGCCUUAUUGUCUCUGCGCUCGAUCUCAACAAACUGUACGGGCACAUACACGCGAAAAGGAACAUAGGAGAACCAUGCCAUCCAUAUGAACCAUUCAAAUGUCCUGGAAACGGCGCUUGUAUUUCUAUUCAAUAUUUAUGUGACGGAGCACCCGAUUGUCCAGAUGGUUAUGAUGAAGAUGCCAGACUUUGCACUGCGGCUAAACGACCACCGGUUGAAGAAACAGCAAGUUUUUUACAGUCACUUUUAGCUAGUCAUGGACCAAACUACUUGGAAAAAUUAUUUGGCAGCAAAGCCAGAGACGCAUUGGAACCAUUAGGAGGCGUCGAAAAAGUUGCAAUUACUCUUUCUGAAUCACAAACAAUCGAGGACUUCGGUGCUGCUCUCCAUCUAAUGAGAUCUGACUUGGAGCAUUUGCGUUCGGUGUUCAUCGCCGUCGAGAACGGUGACAUCGGCAUGUUAAAGAGUCUGGGCAUCAAAGACUCUGAACUAGGCGAUGUGAAGUUUUUCCUCGAAAAGCUAGUCAACACCGGCUUUCUAGAUUAAUUUACUAAAAAAAUAUCGGAUUUGUAUACAAUUAUAAUAUCCUCUGUAAUUUUCUAUUCCUAUUUAUAUUACCUAAUAUCCAUCCAAGAUUUUAGAAAAAAAAAAUUAUUAUUUCGUCCACUCCCUUCGUCACGAAUUCCACGGUAUUCCGGACAUAACUUCCCUAAUUAUUUUCGGUCAAUUAAAACGAACUAUAUAUUAUAACAUUAUACUAUUUUAAUCGUAUACAUUCGGUUUUGAAUCACACAAUACAUAUCAAAAUUAAAACUAACACUAUACAUAUCAUAUCAUGUACAACUUUAAACAUAUCUUUUUAAUAUCAAACAUUUAUUAUUAUUAUUAUUAUUACUAUUAAUAUUAUCUAUAGUUAUACAAAAUGUAUUACAUUAAAAAUAUAUCAUUAUAAAUAUGUGUUGAAUAUAUCAUUUGUCUUAAUAACGCGUGCCCAAUGAGCCAUUAUAAUACGUCUGUUUGUUUACUUUUUAACAACGCAAUUUUAAACCCUGUUUUGCUUGUUUAUCAUCGCGCAUUAUUAAGGCGUACGACUUUUUCAUGAUAAUUAUUAUUACAUUUUAAUCUUAACUUAUUCUAAGUAACGUUUUACGGCCCGACUCCGAGAUUCAAUUAAUUUACGGACAAAUAUAAUACAUUUAUAAUACCUGUCCAUCGUAAAUACGUGAUGUAUAGGUUACAAUAACUAACACUCCGAGUAGGUAUUUUACUAUAGCGCCUAUAAUGCGCCUCCUAUACGACGUUUACGUUGUUUAUAAUAUAAUAUUAUAUGUAGGUACCAGUGUUUUCCUUAAAACUUAAUUAAUAUUAUUAUUAUAACAUUUUUAAUAAUAUUCAUUCUUAUAUACAUCGUUUAAGGUAUACACGCGUCAUCAUCGUAGUAGUAAUAAUAUUACAUUUUUAUACUACCAUUUCAUAAUAUAACACUUAAUGAGCGAUAAAUAAUAAUUCACAGGGUGUUUCAGCUAAAUCUAUGAUGCAAUAAAAAAAAAGUGUGCAUUUUACGCAUAGACAUUAAAACUCAUUAUUAAUUAUUAUAAUAUUAUAUUUUAUGUGCUCGAGGCGAAAUUCACCUCAGUAUCACUGCAAAGAAGAGAAAAAAACCACAAAUAUAAUUUCGAAAGCAGACAAGUACCACCUAUACUUAGUCUAUUAUAUCUUUAUCGACAACGUGCGAUAUUUUUUCUUCUUUAUAUAUGAAUAUUUUUUUUCUUCUCUAAAUAUGUUUUUGACACGAGAUUAGCUAUAGUUUUUAUCCGAGGUUUAUUAAUGGAAUAUAUCCGAUAAAAAAGAACACUUUCACACAUACAUAUACGAAAUAUCAUAACCUCUGAAACACGCUGUAAACGAUUCCAACAAUUCAAUGUACCAACACAUGUCCUACAUAUAGGUGUGUGUAUAUAAAUAGCUACUAAUAUAUCUGUAGGUAACUACUCUAUAACGACACUAAUUUUUCGAAUGUAAUUUCUUUUUGUAAUGCUCAUUUGGCACAUCGUUUUCAGUAGAACACCAAAAAAAAAAAAAAAAAAACCAUAGUUUAAUAAAUUAUU